Molecule: messenger RNA, 4493 nt
Organism: Vespa velutina
Lineage: Eukaryota; Metazoa; Arthropoda; Insecta; Hymenoptera; Vespidae
Gene: Oatp33Ea
Product: solute carrier organic anion transporter family member 74D
Exons: 8
Coding region: 1098-3218 (706 amino acids)
Biological process (GO): transmembrane transport; sodium-independent organic anion transport
Cellular component (GO): membrane
Molecular function (GO): protein binding
Source: RefSeq, a predicted model, not a curated record
ACUCCGACAUCUCCAAGAAUUCAAAGAAACUUCGAAGGCUCAGCUUAUAAUUUUUCUUUCUAUACAUGAUAAAGCAUUUGAAUAGGAACAAUAAUAAAUAUCUUUUCUUAUAAUCGCGAAAAUGGUAUAGAAUUGAUUGAAAGGUAAAAUUUUGAAAAGAUAAUUAUACCGAUAAAAAAAAAAAAAAAAGAAGAAGUAUUGUCUUGAGAUCAAUCUUUAUUAAGGAAAAAGAAAAAGAAAAAGAAAAAGAAAAAAAAGGAAAGCCUCAUUUUACACAGAUAUUCCCAUUUAAAUGUUUAAAUCUCUGUCUAAUGAAAAAAGUUUGACGAAGUUAGAUGAUUCAAUUUGUAAUAGUGAUCGUAAAGAGAAAAACUUGCAUAACUUAUAGCCGUUGUAUCAUUCGCAUUUUUCACAAGAAAAUCGAUUUUUAUCGAAAAAAAAAAAAAAAAUCGAUAUGUCUAAAAUAAGAUCUCCACGUGUUGUCUACGAUCGACCAAUUAGCUCGGAUCACAACCACGAGAGUAAUAGCGCGCUCUGUAAUGAUUCGAAUGGUCAUAGUCGUCAACGUGUAUGUUAUCUGAUGAGAUGUCAGCACUAGUGCAUUUCAUUCAAAGCGUCCUUUGAAUGACGUACCGCUUAUCAUUCGAUUUGAUGGGGCAAUAGUAGUAGGAGAGCAUUACCAUUGACACAAACGAGAACGAGCUCAGUAAUCCCGCGAUUAUCAGUGCAAACUGGAACGCUCUUGGGGCCUCGGGAUCUUUUUUCUCUCUCUCUCUUUCUCUCUAUCUUCGUCUGUCUUUUUUAUAACUAAACCGGCAGAGCACUAAACACAAGAGAAAGAGAGAGAAAGAGAGGGAGAGAGAGAGAGAGAGAGAGAGAGAGAGAGACAGAGAGACAGGCAGACAAACAGGUAGACAGACAAACAGACAGAGAAAGAGAAAGGGGGAGGAAGGGAGGAAGGCAAAGUAAAAUUUAACGUGCACGAAGGAAAAGACUCGUGGAUCGCGAUCUAAGGAAACUCGCGACCCUGGAAGUCCUUUCCUUUUCGGAGAGUCCAUGCAGAAGCCAGUAAUUUAAGGUCAAGCGACGUUAAAGGGAUGAGCAACGGUUGCGGAAUAUUCGGGAUUUAUCCCAAAUGGCUACGAGAUCGAGCUACUCCUAAGAAUUUCAUAGCUGUCUACGGUCUCUUGGGUACCGUGCAAGCUAUGGCUUUCAUUUAUAUCGUCGUCACUCUCACGACCUUGGAAAAGAGGUUUAAGAUACCCAGUCGUACGACAGGUUUGAUAUUAUCAGGAAAUGAGAUUUCACAAAUUCUCUCGCUGAUUUUGACAUAUUAUGGUGGUUCUGGUCACCGUCCAAGAUGGAUCGCAGUGGGUGUUGGUUUAAGUGCCUUAUCCUGCCUGGUUCUCGCACUUCCACACUUCAUAUUUGGUCCUGGAAGAGACGCGAUGGCUUUGACGAAGGAAUACCUGGAUCAGACGUUAUUGAAUGCAACAACAGUGCCAAGAGACAUUGCAAUUUGUCCACGAACAAACGAGCCGGAACAUUGCGAUGACGAAGCUCUUUUAGAUGUUAGUCUUCUUCCCCGUUUACUUGUCUUUCUCUCUCAAUUCAUCCUUGGAAUUGGCACUACUCUUUAUUAUGGACUUGGUCAAACGUAUUUGGACGAUAACACGAAGAAAAAAAAUACUCCUAUGCUGUUAGGUUUCACGUUCGCCCUUCGUACGGUGGGACCAGCGAUUGGUUUUCUACUGGGAUACGGUUGCUUGAGCCUUUACAUCGAUCCAACCCUUCAUCCCGUUAUAACGAAGAAGGAUCCACGGUGGUUGGGUGCUUGGUGGUUGGGAUGGAUCAUUUUAGGCGUUACCAUGGGAAUGUUCGCCAUACUGAUCGCCAUGUUUCCACGAGAUCUUCCAAGGCCACGUAAUACGUUGAAAAACAACGGUGAGUUACCAUUGAAAUUGGAACUGGCCCUUCAAGAAAAAUCGACGAGAUCGUCGUUGUCGAUAAGAUCGACGAACUCGUUGAAGCAAGAACACGUGCCGACCAUGCGAGAAUUUCCAGCUGCCAUGAAACGACUAUUAACAAACUGGUUGCUCACUUGUAACAAUCUCAGUGGCGUAUUUUACGUUCUCGGUGCAUCCGCCUAUAUCACGUUCUUAGCAAAAUAUCUCGAAGUGCAGUAUAAUACCUCAGCCGCUGGCGGCACGGUUAUUGCCGGCCCAAUAUCUUUGGUGGGCAUGGUAUUAGGAUUUUUAUUAUCAGGAUUGGUGAUAAGUAAAUUCAAGCCAGGUCCUAGACCAUUGCUAGCUUGGAACGUUCUCGUUGGUGUUUGCUUCGUCGCAGGACAAAUUUCUUUUAUUUUUCUCGGAUGUUCCGAUGUAGGAAUCGAAGGAGUCGAUCUUAAGACUAUGCAAAUGAAUUUAACGUCCAAUUGCAACGCUGCGUGCAAUUGCGAAUACGUUAAAUAUGCACCGGUUUGUCACGAGCCCUCGAAAACGACCUUCUUCUCAGCCUGUCACGCAGGAUGCCGUACGAUAGUAGACGACAAGGAAUUUGGUAACUGCAGUUGCGUACCGUCGAUAAAGCUUAGUUGUGUGAAUGAUCGAUUGGACGAGAACAAAGAUGAAGAAGGUUACUUUGAAAACAAACUCCAGGCACUUGAUGUCCGAUUAUCCACUAACUUGGACAAGGUCCGAGCUGGUCCAUGUCCAUCCAGUUGCAAUGGACCAUAUUUACUCUUCAUGGUGCUCACUUGCAUCAUACAAACUCUUGCCUGUUCCGGGAAGAUUGGGAAUGUUCUCGUUAACUAUAGAAGCGUUGAGAAGAAGGACAAAAGUUUUGCUCAAGGUGUCACACUUAUGAUAAUAUCAUUGUUCGCACUGAUACCAGGACCAAUAAUUUACGGUGCGAUCAUUGAUUCAACCUGUCUGAUCUGGGAAGAAUCCUGCGGGACAAGAGGCAACUGUUGGUUCCAUCAUAGAGAAAAUUUUCGAUAUCUCGUUAAUAUCACGUCGGCUGGAUUUUCUAUAAUAGGAGUACUCUUUGACGUAGCCGUGUGUUAUCUUGGAAAGGAUUUAGAUCUUUAUGGGACACUUGAGAAAGACAGACGUCGGGAAUUCAUCAAAGAGGACAAUUGCGAGAACAUCACAGGUGUUAACAAGAGAAAGGUUGUUAAUGGAAAUGCGAAUCAAAGGAUAGAACACACGCAUCUGUAACGUUUCUCGAAUUUUUAUACUCGAUGAAAUGAAUUUAAGAAAAAGAAAAUAAAAAGAUGAGGAAGAGAGAGAGAGAGAGAGAGAGAGAGAGAGAGAGAUAGGGGGGGAGAAAGAAAAUGAUACGAGGAGUGUUCAAACGAUAGUUUUGAAGUUUUAAUCAUAGAAAAUUGUGAUUUUAUGAGAUUUGCUAGGUACCUGAGAAUUGCCGGGAAGAUAUCUAAUAACAUUUAACGAACGUUGACCGUUCGAGUUAUCACGGUGGAAAAAAAAAACGAUAUUUUAUAUUAUAUACUAUAUAUAUAUAUCGUAUGCACGUAUAUGUAUAUAUAUAAUAUUAUUUUAUUACGAUCGAGAAAGAUAUUUGGGUUAUUGACAAGACGUAACUCAAACGUAUAUAAGAUACGAAUAUUAAGAUGAUAAUAAUAAUUAUUGCAAGAAAAGAAAUGAAAAGAUAGGAGAAGAAAAAAAGAACGAACAAAGAAGGUUUCGUUUGGAUCGAGUAAUCGAAAUAAAAAAAUGUUUCCAAUGAUAGAUCGUUUUGUUAUCGUUAAUUGACACAUACAUACGUACGACACAUAUAUACAUAUACAUACACACACACACACACACACACACACACACACACACACACACGAUACAUAUACAUUUCAGGUAUAUUAAUGAAAUAUUCGCAGUAAGAUUUUUUCGCCGUAUUGUAAAUAAAGUACGAGAUUUUUGUUUUCUUUAAUUUAAAAAAAAAACAAAAAAAAAAAAAACAAAAAAAAACAAAAAAAAAAGAAAAGAAAAAGAGAGAGAAAGAAAAAAAAAAAGAAGAAAGAGAAAGAUAAAAGGACAUCGAAGUUCCUCCUGUUCCCGUCAUUAUCGUCACGGUACCAAACGCUUUCAGAUAUCUUUAGCUCGUUUGCUUCGGAAAUAAAAUACAAACGCCAUCGUCAAAUCGUUUACGAGUUUGUUGCUAUCGAUCGAUUGAUCGAUCGUAUUAUCGCGGUAGGUUCUUACUACGAUCGGCGACUCGAUGUCAUCUUUUUAUUAGCUUAACUCGCCGACCAUCCUCCCAUGGUAAUUUCGCAUAAAUCGAUAAAUUCCCCCGACGACUUUCCUAAUAUUUUCAUUUUAUCUUGUUUUUCUGCUUUUUCUUUUUCUUUUUUCCUCCUCUUCUUCUUUCUCCUUAAACAAACCUAUGCGUUGCAUUUUUUGUAAAGAUCAUUACGUUAUUUCGAAUAAUACAUCGAUCGAUAACGAAAUAAAGCAAAGAGAUUUUGUGCUAAUGUUAAA